AGACAUGAUGUGCUUCGAUUAACAGGACACAGCUGUUCGAUAACUAUUCUCAUCGCAUGCGUCGUACUCGGGUGAUUCCACCGCUCACGGAGAUGGCAGCUUCUCUCACCGAAGCCGGCGCCAAGUUCGUCGCCCCCGCCUCCCGCUCCUCCGCCGUCGUCCGCCUCCGCCCCUUCGUCGCCAUCCGCGUGCCCCGCAUCCUCCCCCAUGCCACUUCCACCCUCCGACUGCGGCCCGCCGCCUUCCCCCGGUGCUUCGCUUCGGCACCCGCCGCCGUUGCCUCCUCGACCACCAUCUCCGUCGGCGACAAGCUCCCCGACGCCACCCUCUCCUACUUCGGCCCCGACGAGGAGAUCAAGACCGUCACCGUCUCGGAGCUCACCAAGGGCAAGAGAGCCGUGCUCGUCGCCGUCCCGGGGGCCUUCACCCCGACGUGCACCCAGAAGCACCUCCCCGGCUUCGUGGAGAAGGCCGGGGAGCUGCGCGCCAGGGGCGUGGACACCAUCGCUUGCGUCUCCGUCAACGACGUCUUCGUGAUGCGGGCGUGGAAGGAGGACCUCAAGAUCGGGGACGAGGUGCUGCUGCUCUCCGACGGCAACGGGGACUUCACCAGGGCCCUCGGCGUUGAGCUCGACCUGCGGGACAAACCCGCGGGCCUGGGCGUUCGGUCCCGGCGCUACGCGAUGCUGGUGGAGGACGGCGUCGUCAAAGUCCUCAACUUGGAAGAGGGCGGCGCCUUUACCUUCAGCGGCGCGGACGACAUGCUGAAAGCCCUCUAAUCCCAAUCCUUGCUUCUCUCGUCUCCUCCUCUUUCGUCUUCAGGUUGGUGGUCUACUGUUCGUUUCUUCCAUAAUGUUGGAUUCGGAGAAAUCGCAUCUUGCUACGGUUGCAGUUUAUUAUGGUUUCAGAUCAUGAAAUAAUGGGAACCUUAUGAUCAUUAACGCCUUCUUUAUUAUAUUGUUUUAGCUCCUGGCUUUUUGGAGAUCA
This is a messenger RNA of Musa acuminata subsp. malaccensis (wild Malaysian banana), 987 nucleotides long. Lineage: Eukaryota; Viridiplantae; Streptophyta; Magnoliopsida; Zingiberales; Musaceae. The record is from RefSeq and is a predicted model, not a curated record.